Messenger RNA from Tachysurus fulvidraco (yellow catfish), 1922 nucleotides. Its product is annotated as vacuolar protein sorting-associated protein 4B-like. Gene Ontology annotation, molecular function: ATP hydrolysis activity; ATP binding. The coding region runs from base 202 to 1509 and encodes 435 amino acids. The transcript is spliced from 11 exons. The record is from RefSeq and is a predicted model, not a curated record. NCBI's taxonomy places the organism in Eukaryota, Metazoa, Chordata, Actinopteri, Siluriformes, Bagridae. Gene Ontology annotation, biological process: vacuole organization; endosomal transport.
ACAUUCUAAGAGGAAGUACACAAACAAUACAGACUGGGGAAAUAGGCGUACAGAGAGAAGACGCUAAAGAUUUUUAAACGUUUAAAUUAACAUUUUCGCCAGUUUAUUACUGAGCUUUGAACAAUGUAGUAGCAAGAAAACAUAUCAUAGGUUCAAACCGUAUGUUCAGUAUUUAUAGAGACGAAAGAUAACGACUGCUAUAUGGCUAAUAGUAAUUUACAGAAAGCCAUUGACUUGGCCACCAAGGCUUCGGAGGAGGACAAAGCCAAAAACUACAAGGAAGCUUUGCGCCUCUAUGAGCAUUCAAUUCAAUACUUUCUACAUGUGGUGAAGUAUGAUGCUCAGGGUGACAAGGCCAAGCAAAGCAUAAGGGCGAAGUGUGCAGAAUAUCUGGACAGAGCCGAGCAGCUGAAAGAAUAUCUAAAAAAGGCGGAAAAGCAGCCACCUGCCAAACCUGUGAAAGAGUCCAGCGACAAAGGGAAUGAGAGUGAUGACGGUGAUAAUUCAGAGAAGAAGAAAUUUCAGAAUCAGCUUCAAGGUGCCAUUGUCAUGGAGAAGCCAAAUAUUAAGUGGGAUGAUGUUGCUGGCUUAGAAGGAGCCAAAGAGGCACUGAAAGAGGCGGUCAUUCUACCCAUUAAAUUUCCUCACCUUUUCACAGGAAAAAGAACUCCAUGGAAAGGGAUCUUGCUUUUUGGCCCUCCAGGUACAGGGAAAUCAUACCUAGCUAAAGCAGUAGCUACUGAGGCCAACAACUCAACCUUCUUCUCCAUCUCCUCCUCUGAUUUGGUGUCCAAAUGGCUCGGUGAGAGUGAGAAAUUGGUGAAGAACCUGUUUAGUUUGGCUCGACAAAACAAACCAUCCAUCAUCUUCAUUGACGAGAUUGACUCGCUGUGCGGCUCCAGGAGCGAUAACGAGAGCGAAGCAGCUCGCCGAAUAAAGACAGAGUUCCUGGUUCAGAUGCAAGGUGUUGGAAAUGAUAGUGAGGGAAUUCUGGUUCUCGGAGCAACCAAUAUACCAUGGACUCUAGAUUCUGCCAUCAGAAGAAGGUUUGAGAAACGUAUUUACAUCCCACUUCCUGAGGAACACGCAAGAUCAAUCAUGUUCAAGCUCAACCUCGGUACAACCCCCAACAGCCUCACUGAAAAAGACUUCAUUACGCUGGGACAGAAGACCGUGCACUAUUCGGGUGCAGACAUCAGCAUCAUUGUCAGGGACGCUCUCAUGCAGCCCAUCCGCAAAGUUCAGUCAGCUACUCACUUCAAAAAGGUCCGUGGAAAACCGUGGAACAAUCAGGAGGUAUUAGAGGAUGAUCUACUGACACCUUGCUCUCCAAGUGACCCAAACGCAGUAAAGAUGACGUGGGUAGAUGUGGAGGCUGACAAACUGCUGGAGCCCAUCGUCAGCAUGGAGGACAUGCUCAGGUCGGUGGAAAAAAACAAACCCACUGUGAACGAUGAAGACCUGAAGAAGCUGGUGAAGUUUACUGAGGACUUUGGCCAAGAAGGCUAACUACAAAGCAACCAUAAUAUACAAAAAAACACCCUUUGUACUAUGCUUUUUUUAUUCCAUUUUAUUUUUGUACUCAGAGUUUAUUCUUAAAUCUAUACUCUUUAAUAAACUUUGUGGAAUAGAAGCUAUAUUAAUGUAGCUUGUUGAACUGUUUACUACUUUAUAUAGUGUGACCAUGGAACUGAGAUCUUAUUUAUUGUAUGUGGGAGUUAAAUUAAGCUGUGAGUGGGUACUUGCUAAAAUGUCUUAUUUUUUUUAUUGUUAUUAUUAUAUCUAAUGUAUAUGUAUUGGGCAUGCACUUGAUUGCUGGUUUAAUUAAGAAUUCUAUGUUAAUACUCAUUGGACAUUUUAUUAUCUAACAUCCCAGAAAGAAUAAGUAUUAUAAAUGUGUUUGGCCAGAAAAUGGCAAUUAA